AUGAGGGAAAACAAUGUUCCUUUGCGUCCUACGAGUGAAAGUAUUAGGGAAUUAGUGCGAGAGUUGGAAAAUGCAGCGCAACUAGCCUCCAGAGGCAAGGCUACAAAGAGGGUGUGUGAUCUUUUCGAUAGUACGAAGAAAGUGGUAAGCUGGAAAUUUCAAGAAUGGGAUUAUGGGAAGAAUAAUAUACAGCUUCCGUGUAAUGCUCGAGGACUGUUCAUUCUGGAUGAUCCAGAAAAUCCAGAGAUCGUUGCUCGAGGUUACGACAAGUUCUUUAAUAUCGGAGAGGUCGUUUCAACGAAGUGGGAAGCGAUUGAAGCCCAUACAGUUGGACCCUAUGAUGUGACUUUGAAAUCGAACGGGUGCAUCAUAUUGAUCUCUGCCCUCUCGGAUGGGACAAUUGUCGUCUGUUCUAAACAUUCGACUGGGCCAAGAACAGACGUUGAUAGAAGCCAUGCAGAAUCGGGCAGGGAAUACCUUCUCAAGCAGCUGAAGGAGGCCGACGUGGACCCAGAAGCCUUUGCCAGAGAAUUGUAUGAGUUGAACAUAACAGCAGUGGCAGAGUACUGUGACGAUAGCUUUGAAGAGCACAUUUUGGAAUACAAGGGAGAUAAAGCAGGACUCUAUCUGCAUGGCAUAAAUUUGAACCAGAGAACGUUCGCAACUUGGCCUAUGGACAGAGUUUCGCAAUUUGCGUCAAAGUAUGGGUUCAAACCAACUGCACACUUUGCCAUUGAAGAUGUGUCGAGUUUAAAAAAUUUCCUAGAUGAAUGCUCGGAGCGGGGCAGCUACGAUGCUUUGGAGGUGGAGGGAUUCGUAAUCAGGUGUCAUUGCCGAGAGGACGGACAGGACUUCUUCUUCAAAUACAAGUUUGAAGAGCCUUAUUUGAUGUACAGACAAUGGAGAGAGGUGACGAAGGACUAUAUUACAACUAAAUGUCGAAUCUUCAAGUUCAGAAAGCAUAAGUUCAUAACCAAUCAGUACCUGGACUUUGUCAUUCCCAUUCUAGACAACAAUCCUGAGCUAUGCGAACGGUAUAUGAGAGGGUUUGACAUCAUUUCACUAAGAAACAUGUUUCUACAGCAUUACGGGAUGACCGCGAUGGAAAUUCUGAACUAUGAGAAAGUUAAGGAACUGGAGCUUCGAAAUGCUGUGGAUUUCGACAAAGUCGAUGAAAACACUAAAUUCUUGAUUUUUCCUAUAGCCGUCAUUGGUUGUGGUAAGACGACCACGGCGCUCACCUUGAAGAACCUCUAUCCAGAUUCAUGGGCCGUGGUGCAGAAUGACGAUAUCACUUCUAGAGAUAAAUCAAUGCUGAUGAAAAAAUCUCUCGAGCUGCUGGCUACGCCAAAUAUAAAAUGUGUGAUCGUUGAUCGAAAUAAUCAUCAAUAUAGAGAGAGACAGCAGUUGUUCACUUGGCUCGCCGACUUGAAAGAAGAAUAUCUCCCUUACGACACAAAUAUCAAAGUGAUCGGUUUGUCUUUUAUUGCAUACGAGAACUUGCAAAGUGUUCGAGAACUCACAUUAAAGAGAGUCCUUGCCCGCGGCGACAAUCACCAAAGUAUAAAGUCUAGUGUCUAUGGUGAGAAGAAAGUUGUCGGUAUCAUGCAGGGCUUUUUAAACAGGUUCCAACCUGUGGUGGAAAGCAAAUCGCCCGACAAUAAAUUUGACCUGAUCAUUCCCCUUCGGGUCUCGCAUACCAAUUCUUCAUUAGAAAAUGCCAGAAAAACUCUUCUCAACUUGAACAGUUCUUAUCCUCAGUUAGUUCCUAGCAUGCCAUCAGAGGAAGAGAUCGAAAAAGCUUUUGCGAAAAGUCUGACUUACAAACCUACGAUUAUCAAGCACGUUAAAGGAAAAGGAAGCACGAAUCCUAAGGAGCGCCAGGCGACUUUUUAUUCCGCUCACAUAAGGGAACGGCAAGCGAUGAUUGACGAGAUUCAGAAAGCUCUCAAGAGCGCGUAUCUUUCAGAAAGAGGCAAAGAAUGUAUGGAAAAGCUAUUUAAGCAAGACAAAUUUCAGCCAGAGUUUCACAUAACACUUUCCCAUGUAAGCCAAGCGAAGAAAGGCACGGAGGAUCAGAGGUGUACUUGGAAGAAUUUUGCUUCCCGAUAUCAGAAGAUGAUAUCAACCAACGAGGAAAAAGAUGAGAGCAUGGCGCCCAUUACAACCGCAGACACUGUUAAGUUCAAACUCAACAAAUUGUGCUGGGACGAAAAAAUUGUUUCCGUCAUCGCUGACCUUCCUGAACAUCCCAUCAUCGACUGCAAUGGGCAGAUUGUGCCUCAGCUGAAGGCCGGCAACGCAGUCUCGCACAUCACUAUUGGGAUAUUGCAACCAGGCGUAGCCCCAUUCUAUUCAAAUAAGCUAUGCCAGAGGGUACUCAAGGGAUCAGAUAAGAACACUUGGUCUAUAGACUUUGACUGCUGUGCCCAAUUCGAAGCCGAAGUACGCAUUAAUUUCUGA
Molecule: messenger RNA, 2463 nt
Organism: Torulaspora globosa
Lineage: Eukaryota; Fungi; Ascomycota; Saccharomycetes; Saccharomycetales; Saccharomycetaceae
Gene: TRL1
Product: tRNA ligase
Exons: 1
Coding region: 1-2463 (820 amino acids)
Biological process (GO): tRNA splicing, via endonucleolytic cleavage and ligation
Cellular component (GO): nuclear inner membrane
Molecular function (GO): RNA ligase (ATP) activity; GTP-dependent polyribonucleotide 5'-hydroxyl-kinase activity; phosphoric diester hydrolase activity
Source: RefSeq, a predicted model, not a curated record